This is a messenger RNA of Trichomonas vaginalis G3, 1167 nucleotides long. RefSeq names its product histidine acid phosphatase. Gene Ontology annotation, biological process: dephosphorylation. The transcript has a single exon. Gene Ontology annotation, molecular function: phosphatase activity. The record is from RefSeq and is a predicted model, not a curated record. The coding region runs from base 1 to 1167 and encodes 388 amino acids. Lineage: Eukaryota; Parabasalia; Trichomonadida; Trichomonadidae.
AUGUUUCAUUUCUUCCUCUAUAAAACAAUCUCCUACUCGAUUCAAUGCGAAUCAGAAUUGAAACAUGCAGAUCCAGUUCCAAAGCACAAGCUCAUUGCUCUAACUUUAGUAACAAGACACGGAAUGAGAACGACCAUGGAAGAAUGGCUUGAUCCAGAGAAGGCCGGAUUCUGGCAAUGCCAAUCGGAGCAUUCAUACUCUCCAAGAAUUACCUCAUUGAAGGGAAAUGGUUUCAGAAGAAGAUUCUUAAACUCAUUAAACGACGAUUCUCUUUCUUUCCAACCUAGCUGCCAUGGUGGUGAACUUACACUUUCAGGCAUGCGUCAACAUGCUGCUCUUGGCAAAUUUUACAGAAAUUAUUUAGUUAAAGAACUCAAAUUCCUUCCAAAUCGUUUGGACAAAGAACUUGUUGGAUUAAGAUCAUCAAAGAUUGAUAGGUGCAUUAAAUCUCAGCAAUCUUUCAUGAGCGAAUUUUAUCCACCAGCAAAACCAGGAGAAGAGUUGGAUAUUAUCACAGGAACACCAUACCACGAGCCUCUAUACCCAGAUUACGGCCAAUGCACUUAUCUCUCAGAGCAAUGGGCUAAAUUUAUCAAAGAACCCGAAUUUGCCAAGAGAAGAGAGCAGGCAGAGAGAAUUUACGGUAGUAUCUUCGAUAAACUAAAUAUUACUAAGGAUGGCAUCAACUGGAUGUUCAUUGGUGACUGGUUAUACUCAUAUUAUUGCAAUGACCAAGAUUUACCUGAUUAUGUUACAGAUAAAAUGGUUGAUCAAGCCCUACUUGAUGUCGCAUGGUAUUCUUACGGUUUCUUCGAUUAUACGCCAGGAGCAAAUGGAGCUUCAAUUUGGAGAGUUGCCUUAAGAGAUUUCGAUGCUCUCCUCAAUGAAAAGACAAAGAAGAAGUUCUGGAUGUACAGCGCCCAUGACUCUACAAUCGCUGCUGUUUUGAAUUCAUUCGGAAUUUCAGGAAAAUACCUUCCACCUUACAGAUCUCACUUGGCCAUAGAAUUGUGGCAGAAGGGAGAUAAUGAGCCAUAUCUCCGUCUCGUUUUAAACGGCGACGUUGUUAAGAUACCGGCUAAAGAUGCAGAAUUAAUCAAAUAUUCCGAGGCAAAGGAGCUUCUCAAGCCAAGUGUUGAGAAGUACUGCGUCGAGGAAUUACCAUAA